AUGAAUGUGCAUCAGAUUUUGACUGGAGCCCUUAACCGUGGUGGUGAGGUUUUCAGCGUUGGAGUGAUCGAUGGUCUUAGUUUUACGGCGUGCGCAGUUGGUACGAAUGUCGUGAUAUAUUCAUCUUCCUUCAAGCGUGUGCAAGUUAUUACACCUGCAAGUUGUGACGAAGGUUUACUAGUGAAAUGUGUAUCAGCUUGCUGUGAAACUGGAAAGAUUGUAGCAACUUAUAGCAGUGUGGUACGCGUUUAUGAACCGAUUAUGCGAACGGAAGAUGGGACUAACGGUUUUACGUACCAAUGGAUUGAAACAUCUAAUCUUCCCCUGAAGUACGCAGUGGAUAAGAUACAAUGGAGUUUGCAAGGCUUGCGACUAUUGAUAUGUUGUGGUGAUGUGCUUCACCUUUAUCAAAAUUUGCUUCUUUCUGCUGCUUUAGAUGUUAAACUGGAUACCGUAGCAUUCGGAGUAGUUGAAGAGGAAAAUGAACCGGAAAAUGAAAGAGUUUCGUCUUGGAAUUGUGUUUGGUCGCAGAAAUUAGCAGCAAAACCAAAGUUCAUGGCUAGUUCGCCUGAUGGAACUUAUUUUGCUACCUGUGGUGUUUCAGAUUGUCUGGUAAAGAUAUGGUUUCAGAGAGAAGAAUCUGGUGGUGUAGAGAAUAGUGAAAAUGGUCUUUCAUUUGGUUUCAGUUAUGUGCAGCACCCUCAACCAGUUACUGGUUUUGAAUGGCGGAAAAUUCCUCGUUAUAUGUCACGGCAAUAUGUUCAGAAUGCUUUGCUCACCUGGUGUGGAGACAAUACAGUUCGGAUUUGGAAAGAAUCUACUACCAUAUCUGUUGACUUCCAGACUGUUAUUAGUACAGCGGAGGUGAUAUGUAUCGAAAAAAGUCUCACGGGAGAACGUUGCUCCAAAAAACAUUCACUUCGAAGUACUCGGGCAAAAAUCAAAACCUUUCUUAAGAAAAUUAUGGAGAGAAAGGCACUUGCAGGUGAAUUAAUGCAGCCAACAAGAUCAUGUGUGUUCAGAAACGCUUCAUUAUGCGAGAUUGCUUCAGGCAACCAGACUGACUCUAGUCCUGUAUUCUAUCUAUGCACUACUAUAAAUGCUCAAAAUGAUUGUCUUUUGGUUCCAUCUUUGGGAACUUCCUCUGAACAAAGACCGUUUAUGAUUCACUGGUUAAACAAUAAAGAGAUUGUUUAUGACACUGGCAUUGAAAGAAUUAUGGUAGAAGCUCUGAUCAGUGAUUGUUCUGCACAACCGAAUGAAAUUGAAAAUUCAAUUAGAAAAAGUGUGCUGUCGAUGCAAAAUUUGUUCACUGAAUCCAUACAUAAUAUUGACGAUGCUAAAGUGACAUCAACUGGUUCUAUGGACCAUGAAGAUGUAUUCAUGGACGGAACACUUGCCAAUAAUUUCAACGAUGCAACCGGGACUUUUUCUAAUGAUACUACAUCAUCGAAAGAUCCUCUGGAUUUAAAAUUAAAUAUCCUUAUACGAGAAUGGAAAAAGUCUACUGACGUUUUGUUUGCUGUGCAUCCUGUUGAUGGCAGCUUGCUAACCUGGACAGUCGAAUGGCUUGAUGAUCCGUUGCGACAACCUGCCAUUAGUUUCACUUCAAGGUUCCCAUCUGCAUUUUCACUUUCAGAUGCGACGUCAUUAAAUCCUUCGCUGAGUGUGUAUUACCCACACAAUUUUCUUCAUGAACAAUUUGCUGAAAAUUGCUCUUCGGAUGGGGUUUCACAAAUAUUUGAACGAAGAAGUACAAAUUUGCUCUAUCUACUGACUCAUCAUAACAACGGAUCUUUAAAUUUGUGGAAUUUGACAUUUGAAGAUAAUGGCAAAUUUAAUACGGUUGUUAAUAUAUCACAUGCUUCAAGAAUGUGUGGGCACCGUUACAAAAUUUCGCAGGUCAUUGCUCAUCCGGUGCUUCCUCUUGUACUUACAACUAGCCAUUACAAUUACAUAACACAGGACACUGAAGAAUCGGGAAAGGCUGAAUUGAUAUUAUGGAAGAUAAAUCCUGUUGGGCCGCUGUGUAAAUGUGGUGGCGUUCGGGAAUUGGCACGACUGACAAGCAAUUCAUCUGAUGCGUUUACAGCCGUUACAUGGUUGCCAGUGAUUUUGUCAAGUUCAUUGUUGGGGUGGUUGUCGACUUCACCUUGCUCCUCCUUUGUUGCUAACAGUUCUGGACAUAUCAACAUUUACGAAGCUAUCGUUGAUGCUGCGGAAUUUCUCACUGAUAUACAUACUUCUGGAAGAAGAGAUGUCUCUCAUUUUGAAAGCAGCUGCUCGACCAGUGAUGGAAAGACCUUUGACAUCCGAAAUAAAGAAAGUAUGAAGAAAAUGUGUAAAGUUGUUUCGACGCAGUCAUCGACAAAGCCUGGUUGCAUAAUUUUGUUGUCGAGUAUUAAUGCUGCCUCGUGUGCAGACAAAAUUCUACUUAUUCAUGCUUUCAACGAACGUUUGCUAGUUGCGAAAGACGACGUUUCCGGUGCUACUGGUACAUCGCAAAAUUUAGCUACUGAACAAACAAACAUUAAUCGUUGUUAUUUGGUGUUAUUUGAAAAAGAGAAAGAUUCUUUUACAAGGUUACGUAUGUGGUUGAUUAAUAUUGCUGUUAGUAAUUUGGAAGAUUUAGAAAACCUGCUUGCAAUGAAUUCAUCAGGUUUAAUCAGUGUGAAAAACGGAAACGAGGAUUCUUUGAACAAAUUCCAGCUCAGUACUGAUCUAGUUUACGAUGAUCAUGUUGUACUGCCAGAUGGUGUUUCUGUGAUUUUGGUGGAGCCAUCAUCAGGUCAUCUGCCAUCGUCAAAUCUUUACCCCACAUACAGGGCACCUUAUCUUGUUCUUUUGGCAUGCAGCGAUGAAAAUGUCCGAUUUUAUGAAUGCUUGAGAAUUACUGAAAGUAAUGAAUCAAUUUGUUAUAAAUGGAAGAUGUGGAGAAUGAUUAGCAAUACCGCGGAUUCGAAUAUAGAGAUGGACGGUCAAAUAUAUUCGAUAUCAGCGGCUCACAGCAGUCGAUUUGCUUGUGCCUACCUUCCCGAAGGCAUGUCUUGUGCAACUUCAUCGAUAAGUAGCGUCAAAGUUGGUGUGUUUGAAUGUGAAUCAUCGGGUGGUGUUGAAUGGCUUCGUGAGGAUACAAUCACUGUUAGCCUUCGGCACAAAAUGAGUAAGGACCUAGCCGAGAACUACCUCAGGGAAUCAGACACAGUCAUUUCAGAAUUUUGUACAGAGAUGCCAGUUAAUAAUGUGUGUCUGAAAUGGGUUUCUGCUGAAAAUGGUUCACAUAUUCUUACGGUGGCAUUGGGUACAUAUAUUUUUUUAUAUACCCAAGUAUCCCAGGGUGCCGCACAAAGAAAUAUUGUAAUGAUGAAAGAACAUGACACACAUCGUCGAGGCCCUUUGAGAAAGGCUUCUUCACUUGCGAAUCCGGAAACCGUAUCAACUCGUUUGGUGCGGUGGCUUUGCAUACGGUUUUUAGAGCUAAAAUCAGCUGAUGGUUUGCCACCGUUGCCAACAACAUUAGGUUGGGUUCGUGACGGCUUAUUAAUUAUCGGUAUGCAAAGUGAAAUGCGUUGUUAUAAUCAGUGGAAUUUCCAAGCGGAGUUUCCUAAAAAUGAAAAAGUGGCAGAAGUUACUGAAGAUCUUUCUAGAGCUAAAUCAUCUAGCCAUCUUGCGCUUGAUGGUUUGAGUAUCUCUUCACAUUCUAGCUUGGAUCAGUUAUUAAAGAAGUCUAAGCAAGAUUCCGUCUCUUUGAACAAGCAGAAACUGUACAAGGAUUUGCUACAGAGGAUGUAUUCGGUACCUUAUGAUUUGCAAACAUUGCUUCUGAAAGACGUGCAUGUACUUGAAGCUAUUAGCGAAGAAGGUUUAUUCGAAGCUGCGCGUUUGGCAAGUCCCAUUUUGCCGCAGUAUCAUCCAAAGUUGCUUAUUGAGCUACUUAAUUCUGGUAGGACACAUGUGGUCAAAGCAAUAUUAUUGCAUGUUCUGAAAAGUUUAAAGCAGUUACAUAUUUCAAUAGCAAAUCCGUUGUCACGAGCUUCUUCAAUACGUAAAAUGUCACUUACAAGUGGAGACUUGAAAAUGGAAGGUUCUGGACAAGAUGCAACCCGAGGACUUUCCGAUACCUUUGAUGACUCAAAUUUGGAAUAUGAUGAGCUUGACGGCAUUCCACCAUUACCGCUUUAUCUCCUUUUAUCUGCUGGUGAUCCGUUUUCAGUGGCCAAAGUGAAAACAUCUGAAAUACCACAAGAUGACAAUCUAGAUGGUUCAUUAGAUAUGGAUAGUGAACCGAAAAAAUCACGUCAAAACUCAUUUUCUAUGGAUAGUGCACAUGCAGUUUUUGUUUCAACAAGCUUUACCGCAAGACACAAUCGUUUAUUGACAGAAUUUCUUACCCAUACUCAUUUACCAGGUUUGUCAAGUGUUGAUCAAAUGCAUCUUCUGGCAGUUGCGGAUACAUUAAGUCAUUUCUCAUCGGAUAUUACGGAUAAAUCGGCGCAAGCAAACGCAGCUUUUCAAAUAACUCAGACGCGGAUCAUGAACGAUGCAACAAGUGGAUAUGCUACACCUAUUGCUGGAUUUGAAACUAUUGACGAGUGUGGAUUAAGAUAUUUGAUGGCCAUGAAACAACACGAGUAUUUGUUAUUGUGUCUACCGCUGCAACAAAAGCAUAGCCUUCGUUCAAGAGGACUUUCACCAUCGCAGAUUAUUUGGGCUUUGCAUUCUGAAACAGAGACUGAAUUGUUGAAUGCAAUUCCAUGUCUGCAGAAACCCACUUUGUCAUGGGAAGAAUUGCGAGCUUUAGGAGUUGCUUGGUGGUUAAAAAGCACUGCGUCACUGCGUGCAAUCAUUGAAAAACUAGCAAAAGCAGCUUUUCAAAAGAAUCAAGAUCCACUGGAUGCAUGCCUUUAUUAUCUCCUGCUGAAGAAGAAAAAUCUAUUAGCUCAUUUGUUCAAGACCGUUAAGGACAAUAGAAUGUUGGAUUUCUUCAUGCACGAUUUCAAUGAAGAAAGAUGGAAGAAAGCAGCAUUAAAGAACGCUUUUGUGCUGAUGGGGAAGCAGCGAUUUCAACAUGCCGCUGCAUUCUUCUUAUUAGCUGGAUCAGUUAAAGAUGCCAUACAGAUAGUAUUGAAGAAACUACAAGAUUUGCAACUUGCAAUAAUUAUAGUUCGUCUUUGUGAAAGAGAGUGCGAAGAGCAGGGUAAUUUACUUGGGGAGUUGCUUUGUAAAGAAAUUUUCGGUAUGGAAAUUACGGAUGUAAAAGAUUUUGAUGUCACACCUGGAGCGAACCGAAAUCCUUUCGUACGUUCAAUGGCUUACUGGCAUCUAAAGGAAUACGUUCGAGCAGCAAACACUUUGGUUGAUGAAGCAGGUUGUGUUCAUUUGGAUGCUUCAAUGGAGUAUUCCUUACCAGAUAUAUUCAACUUCUAUUCAUUUAUACGCAUCCACCACUUAGUUAUUCGACAAAGGCUUAUAAAUGCUGGGAUUCAGGUAAGUUCGACUGAAAAGUUCUUGGCAGUUGUAAAGCAUCUUUCAUCAGUUAUUACACCGUCUGAGCGAAGAUUGUAUUUCCGAACUGCAAGCGUUCAUAUGGCAUCAGGAUGUCCCUUACUUGCACUUGAUGUAUUAGCGCGCUUACCAAAAAAUCUCACUGUAGUAGAAUCGGUAUCUCUGUCACCCGAAAUUAAUAAACACGUUAGACUAAAGUUGUCAGAAAAUGAUUCGUGGGAUAAUCAGUCAGAUACCAUCGACUGGAGUGUACCAGUAUCAUCUGCUCAUGCAGUUGAAUUAAAUGCGCAAUUAAAUGACUUGAAAACAGAAGAUGAAGGUGUGGUACAAAAGGAAAACAUGGCAGAAGUUAUUUCGGACGUUUCUAAUAGAGCAAGUGAGAAUGAUGCGACACUAGAUGUCAUUGCGCAGCAUAUGAAGUUCACUGCGUCAUUACGACUUCUUCUUGAAGAGUUAUCUACUCUUGCAAGCGCUUUCGAGGUAGAUGGCGGACAGCUAAGAUUUCAAUUACUUAAUUGGUUGGAGGCAGGCGUAAGUGUGCUGCAGAAGAUAUGUGGUUAUCGUAAUGACUGUAAUAGCUUGAAGCUUGAUAUUACUGAGAAUGAAGAAUUCAACGAUAAUGUAAUUAGUAGUAUGAUACUUCACAAGACUGUUCAUAUGGAUAGAGAAGAGAUAUCAACUCGGUGUCACCACGUAUUAAAUCGUCGACGGUGGUUACGUACUAAUCAGAAAUUGGUGCAUACUUUUAUAUCUUACUGCACUUUGCAUAAUUCGCAAAGUCAUCGCUUAACUGCUGCGUUGAUGGAAUUUCUUUUAUUACAAAUGGAAGUACAGCAAGAUUGUGGACCAAAGCUCUUCGUUAGUGAAUCUUUACCAGCACAUUCGUUUCCGCUUUUUGUUGCAUCAGUUUCACAAUGGGAAAUGUUUGCUCCAUCUCCACUCAGUUUUAUCAAAAGGCUGUGUUCUGAUAUUUUGCUGUCACUUGUCGAUCUUUCUGAGCCUCCGCAAAUCGAGAGCUCUUUGACUUUGACUAAAAUCUAUAAAGUAUAUAGCUUAUGUCAGGGAUUAUCUUCAUGCUUAUACCAAUCACUUUGCAAUGUCGGUAAUAUUUGUGAAAGCAGUCACGGAGUUUUGGCGAGGUUACCAGGGGUAGCUGCAGCAAACGAAGAUUUGCAAGUGACGACAUUACCUUCGAAAUGGCCAGGAGUGGAUAAUUUACUGAUUAUUUUAAGCCGAGAAAAAAAUGAAGAAACUCCACAACUUCGACUACUUGUGCUUGAAACUUACGUUGCAGUCUUUGCAUCUCUUUUCACGUAUGCACUUGCUACUUAUGAUGCUAGAUGGUUAUUGCGAUUAACAGCUCGUAAUAUUGGUGCGAAAGAAUUUGGCACUUUGUUUGGUGGAGGUGGAGGGAAAAUGCAAAAAGUAGCUCCGUCAAAAACUCCUGGCUCACUCGUUAAAUGGGCGACUACAGUGCCAAGUUGUUUUUCUUCCAAUCAAACUCAUAUAAAACCUGACAAAAAUUAUCUCUCAGCAGAUUCUUCGUCAUUUCGAGCUAAUUGCAACACUGAGGUGAUUGGAGUUGAAGCAGCGAUUCCAUCUUCCGUCGGUUUUUCAGCAAAUAAUUCGAGAUCUUUAGAAGAACAUGUUUCUUUUGAGUGGAUACCACCGAAGAAAAGUAUGGUGCAGUUUUUUGCUGAAAAGCCAGAUUUACCUGAAAUCGUAAAUGAGUGUUAUGAUUCGGACGAAGAGCAUCAUGAAUCAGUAAUUGAAUUAGAAGAACUACACAAAAAACAGCACAUUGAUUCAGAAGGAUUUGCUUGGUGGCUUUUACGUCUAGCUUUGACCCAUCAGCAGUUGUAUCGAAUGAAAUCCUUUUUGCAACUUGCUGGCUUAGAAUAUUCAGAACUGCCAGCCUUAUCGCCUCGUGCAAAUGCUGUCUUCAAACUUAUCGAGAAUUGGGCGAAACAACUUGAAGACCACUUGUGUACAAUGUUUGAUGGAUGCCCGUCUGACUUGCUUCCAGACUUAUCUAUUAGAAAAGAUGAUAACGAAUCACCUCUGAAUAAAUACGCUGUCUUAAUGGAAACAAAUAAUACACCUUUCGAAUAUGCAGAUCUAUCCGUAUUGCCGGUAAAAAGAAUCUGGCUUUAUCUGAUUCGUCAGGAUCAUAUUUUGCCCCUUUUCAUUAAGCAUAUAUUUGGCUUCGCCGAUCAGCAGAACGAGAGUUUUCUUCGGGAAGGUGUAGGCGAAUUGGAAAGCAGUGAUGCCGUAAAUGUGUUCAAAAUUGUGCAGCGAGAGCAUGAGCCAAUAGCAGCAUUUUGUUGCAGUGAGGUGAGACCUGGUUGGUUAGUAGUUUCAAAUACACGAGAAUUACAAGAAAUGGAUAUUACGGCGUUGCUUAACGAUGCGAAAAAUUUAAAGCUUUCUGCUUGGUUGUUUAAUCGAACAGAACUUGAUGUUGCACUUGAUGGAACAAAAAGGGAUGUGUUUAAGGAUAACGAUGAUUAUCAAUUAAUAACUGAAAAUGGACAACAAACCACUUCCGUAAAUACAAUGACUCCAUUUAUUGUUGAUAGAAGCCGAAAGGCUCUGAUAAAGAUGUAUAAAAGACAAGUUAAUGGAAUACGGCGGCUUGAUUCUCAUCCAACAAUGCCUUAUUAUGUAAGUGGCUCGUCGGAUGGCUCAAUACGAUUAUGGGAGUGGGGUGUUGGGCAGCCUUUUUUUACACCUCGAAUAGCUGGACAAUAUGCCAAAGUCACGAAAGUGUUGUUUUGCUGUAAUGGAAGCAAAUUUGCGUCUGUUGACAACGAUGGAAUAUUAUGUUUGUGGCAGGCAACUCCAGGAUUGCCAGUGAAGAAGCCAUUUUUUAAUCAGAAAUGCCAUUCUAAAUCUGCAGCAGAUGUUCGAUUUCUGGGUUCCGCUUCUUCUGUUUUGGUUACUGCUGGUCUAAGUUUAUCAGACGAAAACAUUAGUCUUUGGGACACCCUUAUGCCACAGUCAAAAGCACUAAUCCAUUCAUGGACAGCACACCCUGAAGGGGCAACUUCUGUGAUGUAUUUGUCAUCAUGUCAGACUAUAGUAUCUGGUGGACGACAUGGAGAAUUGUGUGUAUGGGAUGUUCGACAACGUCGAUUACGUAGUACCAUGAAAUGUUUCGAAAAUUCUUCUGUCAAAUGUCUUGCGUGCGAUCCAUUUCAGCAGAUCAUUGUUGCUGGGUCGAAUGAUGGGGAUAUAAAGGUCUGGAAUACUGAUCUUGUGCCGAACCUUGUGGCUUCGCUUGACGGUGAACAUGUUGCUCGAGGAGGAUUCAGCUUGCGUCAGGUGGCUUCAGUAGUACAAGGGGUGCAGCAACUCUAUGUUGAUCCAGAAGUUCGUCUUUUUUCAUGUGGUGCCGACUGUUCACUAAAAAUACGUUCUUUACAUGCUGUAACCUGA
Messenger RNA from Brugia pahangi, 8943 nucleotides. NCBI's taxonomy places the organism in Eukaryota, Metazoa, Nematoda, Chromadorea, Rhabditida, Onchocercidae. The record is from the annotation of a GenBank genome assembly.